CCUGAGCUCACCAGCAUUUCUCUCCAGUCGCUGCUCCACUGGAUGUACAAACUCUCCCCUCUUUCAGACAAAACAUUGCAUGGUUGCAGCCAUGGAGUGCCUCAAAGACUGCUGCAAGACCUUCAUGAAGGAGAAGGGGAAGGAGCAGGAGACCCAAGUGAUCGCUCUGAAGAUGCCUCCCAAGGCUUCAGGGUUGGAUGUGGACGAGAGGAAAAGACGCGUCUCAGAGGAUUACCUCCUGUCCAAACUGCCCCCCAACGGCAGAGUGGUGCCGUUCGUCCUCCCCACCUUCAAGGCCUCCUACAUCCAACCCCGAGGCUCCCGGUACCCCAACCUACAGUCCGGACCCCAGAGUUCAGCUCGGUGCACGUAUGCAGAGAGGAAGGCUGAGCUGCUGGGGUCCUCUCAGUUCACCUACAGCCCGGAGGCCAGCUUCCACAAGGGCCAGGUGGCUGCGUACUUCACCCCCGGGUCGAACCACCGAGACACCCUGAAGGACAAAGAGUCCGGCCCCCAGAGUCCAGGCUGGUCUCUGAAACCGUCCGGUGAGCAGCGGCUCAGCAGCUCCAUGUUCGACCUGUCUAGCCCUCACAUGCAGCCCUUCGACUUGUUCUCCAGCCGACUCAGCAGCACCUCUUCCACGAUUGGCUCAAUUGAAAGCAGCCUAGACUCCAUCACGCUGUCUGGAGAUGAGCGUGAGUUGGGGAAGGUGUGCGUCCGGCUGAGCUACAAGGAGGCUCUGGAGCAGGUGUGGAUCACUCUGGUUCAGAGUUCAGACCUCUGCACUUUUCCAGAUGGAGGGGAACAACCAAAGAUUGGAUUUAAAGGCAUCAUCACCAUCCCCAAACCAAUACAGUUCAAGAGCUCCAUCAAGGAGUAUCAACAGGAUGUUUCCUUCAUGGAGACCUUUGUGUUCGCGCUGCGUCUCCAGCAGUUGCGCUGCAGUGCUUUAGUUUUGCGGCUGCAGACACACAACCCAAAGAAACGUACGGUGGCCGAGUGUGUCCUCUCCCUGAGGCAGCUCGACUCACAGGAGACCGAGCACUGGCUGGAGCUCAACCGCAAGUCCAAAUCCUCUGUGUGCCACUCUGAGCUGCAUCUCACCACCUGCUUUCAGCCCGUCAACGGACGCAUCCAACUCCAAGUCCUCGCCGCGCAAAAUCUCCCAGCGUCCUCCUCUCCUCUAACCCAAGUGUUCUUCGUCAAAGUGGAGAUGCACCAGUUGGGUCGGGUGGUCAUGAAGAAGAAGACUCGCGUCCUGAAGGCGUCGGGGGGGCAGUGUCAGUGGAAGGAGACGUUUCACUUCCUGUUGGCGGCGUUGGACCAGGCCUGUUCUCUGACGGUCAAACUGUACAGCCGGAGCUCGGUGCGGAGGAAACAGUGUCUCGGACAGGUUCAGGCUGGGUUUGACAGUCCUGUCUCCGAGGCGGUGGAGCAGUGGAAAGACACGAUGGCUAACCCAGAGAAAGUGGUGUCUGCAUGGCACACACUGAGCGCUGCCUAAACAUCUCCUCCAUCAUCUCCCCAUCAUCUCUCCUCCUAACAUCUCCUCCUAACAUCUCCCCCAUCAUCUCCUCCUAACA
Molecule: messenger RNA, 1583 nt
Organism: Trematomus bernacchii (emerald rockcod)
Lineage: Eukaryota; Metazoa; Chordata; Actinopteri; Perciformes; Nototheniidae
Product: tandem C2 domains nuclear protein
Exons: 12
Coding region: 80-1504 (474 amino acids)
Cellular component (GO): nucleus
Source: RefSeq, a predicted model, not a curated record